UAAAUUUAGUAACUGUAUAUAUUUAGCAGUAUAUUAAAUUUAACUGUAUAUCCCUCAAAAGUUUAAGAUUGAGUGUAAUGUUUUUACAGAUCUGAUUCUUGAUAAUGCCGCGUCAAAAAGACUUUGCAUGGACACAUUGCACAGCAGUUCCGGGUAGCACGAAGGUCAAGUGCAAUUGGUGUCUAGAAGAGAUCAGUGGUGGAAUUUAUCGUUUCAAAUGGCAUUUGUCCAAAGAACGAGGAAAUAACACCGUGAUAUGCAAGGCAUGCCCUGCAGAUGUCUCGUAUCAGGCGAAGCAAUCUCUUGACGGGAUUGCUGAGAGUAAGGCCAAAAAGGCAAGAAUUGGGGUUGAACUAGGUUCUAGUUCUGCAGAUCCCAGGAUGAACCAUUUGGGUGAGGAGGAUGGUGAAGAUGGGAGUUUCAAGGAAUCUGGGUCGACACAUAAUUCUAUAGCACGUGGACCAAACACAGGUGGAGGAAACACUAAUGCUUUCUUCCAACCUCGUACCACAGCAGGAUCACAAACCACUUUGGAGAGUACAGGAUGGAGGAAAACUGUCACUGAACAAGCAAAGAAGGCAAUUGCUAAUUAUUGGUACUCCUCUCACACGGCAUUUCAUGCUUCCAGAAAUCCAUAUUGGCAACCCAUGAUAGAUGCUAUUGCAGCUGUAGGUCCUGGGUUUCAAGCCCCAUCUUGUGAAUCAUUAAGGGUUGGUAUGCUGAAAGAUGCAGUAGAGGAUGUUCAAGAUGUUGUUAAACAACAUCGAUUGCAGUGGGCUAGAACUGGUUGCAGCAUCAUGUCAGAUGGUUGGACAGAUAGAAGGAACCGAACUCUCAUUAACUUCCUUGUCUCUUGUGAGAUUGGCACUGUUUUUUUGAAAUCUGUGGAUGCAUCUAAUAUGAUGAAAUCCACAAAUGCAUUGUUUGAGAUGUAUGACGUGGUAGUUACAGAUGUAGGGCCACAAAAUGUGGUUCAAUUUAUCACAGACAAUGCUGCUGCUUGUGUUGCUGCAGGGAGACUUCUGACAGAUAAAUAUCCUUCCAUGUUUUUUACACCAUGUGCAGCACAUUGCCUUGAUCUAACCCUAGAGGACAUUGGAAAAAUUGAAUGGGUUAAGGCGGCAUUUCAGAAAGCUCACAAGGUUACCAAAUUUAUUUAUAAUCACACAAGGGUUUUGGCUAUAAUGCGCUCUUUCACAGGUGGCAAGGAGCUAGUUCGACCAGGAGUGACAAGAUUUGCAACAGAUUUCCUUGCAUUACAAACAUUAUGUGAACAAAAAGGUAAUUUGAGGCGAAUGUUUGUUUCAGCUGAGUGGAUGGAGUCUAGUUUCACAACUCAAGCAAAUGGCAUAGCAGUGGCAGAGUAUAUGUAUUCUACCACAUUUUGGGAAUCUAUUGAACAAAUUGUAGAAUUUUCAGAGCCUUUAGUAAAAAUCUUGAGACUAGUGGAUGGAGAUAAACCCCCCAUGGGAUAUGUGUAUGAGGCCAUGGAUAGGGCCAAGGAGGUGAUAAAGAGUAAGCUGGAAAAUAAUAGGGAUAAGUAUAUGCCGUUGUGGGACAUAAUUGAUAGGAGAUGGGAUGGACAAAUGCACACUCCUCUCCAUGCUGCAGGAUAUUUUCUCAAUCCUCUGUUAUUCUAUAAGACUGACUUCCUAGAAAUUGAUGCUGAGAUCAAACAAGGCUUCUUCAAGUGCAUGGAAAAAAUGUUUCCUGACUUGGAAAAAUUUGAUGCGGCUACGAUAGAGCUGGAAAUGUACAAGCAUGCUAAGGGCUUUCUCUCUUCUAGGGCUGCUAUACAAAGCAGAAAGACAAUUCAACCAGCUGCAUGGUGGGCUUCUUUUGGAGAUGAAAUACCAAAUUUAAGGUGGAUGGCGGUGCGUAUUUUGAGCCAACCAUGUAGCUCAUCAGCUUGUGAGCGUAAUUGGAGUGUGUUUGAACACAUACAUUCUAAGAAACGCAACCGCCUAUCACAACAACGGCUGAAUGACUUGGUAUUUGUUCAUCACAACCUCCGCUUGAAGAUAAGGAAAGCUCAAGGAACUAUUGAGGAAUGCUUGCCAAUUGACCUCGAUGAGAUAUAUCCAGAGUGCGAGUUGAUUGCUGCUGAUGAUGCUGAUGAUGAUGAUGAUGAUGUUGAUGAUGAUUAUGUUGUUGCUGAUCGUCCGCUUGUGUCUGAAGAUUUUGAUAUCAUGAGGCAAGCCAACUUUCGUCCUGAAUGGGUUGAAGGAAUUAGGACAGGCUCUUGCCCAGGAGCUUCAUCAUCAGGGCCUCCUGCCCUCUAGCAUGUCAUUGCCUACAUUUGAGAUUUUGGAAUUUUGUACUUAAUUUACAGGUUGACUUUGUUCAAAGUCACAAACUAUAUUGUAAUUGACAUUUUGACAUCUAUCACCAUCUAGAUAUUAUUUAUGGUGUAGUAUAUUUUGUGGAA
This is a messenger RNA of Cryptomeria japonica (Japanese cedar), 2428 nucleotides long. RefSeq lists its product as uncharacterized. NCBI's taxonomy places the organism in Eukaryota, Viridiplantae, Streptophyta, Pinopsida, Cupressales, Cupressaceae. Gene Ontology annotation, molecular function: protein dimerization activity. The record is from RefSeq and is a predicted model, not a curated record. Bases 105 to 2282 code for a protein of 725 amino acids. The transcript has 3 exons.